Molecule: messenger RNA, 2193 nt
Organism: Dentiscutata erythropus
Lineage: Eukaryota; Fungi; Glomeromycota; Glomeromycetes; Diversisporales; Gigasporaceae
Source: the annotation of a GenBank genome assembly
AUGUCUGCUGUCAAUAGUAACAGUAAGACUUUAACAAAUCUUAGCACUGGGUCGGGCAUUUCAAACUCAGGAGGUCCAACAAAUAACAACGCAGGAAAGCCUAUCAAUGCAAAUUUCACUAUAAGGCCCACAGGCUCGCCGAAACCUAUUACUAAAAAUAAUCGUUUUUUAAAGAAGCCUGUUCCUGCGCACCUUAUUGGAAAUUUACCAAAGCAUAUGCGACCGAAAGCCCUGGCUGCUUUACCACCACAACUUCCAAAAGGAAAUUUAAUGCUUAAAAAAGAAUACACGAUUACUUCCUCAACAUUGAAUAAAUCUAAAAAAUUAAAUAUAAUGAGAUUUCAUAGCAGUCAGCCGGUGGAUAUAACAAAAUUUACUGCUCCAGUAAAACUUCAAAGGCGAGAUCCUGAUGUGUCUCCGCAACAAACUUUGUUAUUGAGUCGUCAAAAUCCAAUUAUCCCGGGCCCUUCUAAAGCGCCGCAACAAAUUUCUGCUCCAGCACCUACAAGCGGAGCUGAUGCGUCUCUUAUCGCGCCGUAUGCUGGUGCAAGGCAUAAUAAAAAAAAUCUUUUCAAAAAAAAAACAACUCAAAUAUUCUUGGCUGAUGAUAAUCAACGCAAACUUAAAGCUGAAGAGAAACUACCUUGGGUUCUGGAAGAUUAUGAAGGUAUUACAUGGAUUGGUGAAUAUGAAGGUGGUGAUAGCGCAAAGUAUGGUGGUGAUAAACUAGAAUUCGUUCCUAUUCAUCGAUUCUACACUUUCAAUCCUGUGGUCGAAGGAGGAAUAUUCGAUCCAAAAUCUACCAUGAAAGUAGUUGAAGGUGAAGAAGAAUUGAUAGGAUCAGAUGAAGAAGCAAGAAUUCCCUCUAGGGAGGAAUACGAUGAAGAAGAAGUAGAUUUCGAAGAAGUCUUUGAAGAUGAUGAGGAAGAAUUGCCUGAUGAUGCAAAUCCUCUCAUUGAUGAUGAAACAAAAGAAGUUAGUAAGAUGAAAAAGAAGGCAACGAGUAAACACACGUAUGAACUUAGUGAAUCGGAUGAUGAUGAUAAAUUGACAAACGAAGGAAAGCAACUCAAAAAAUUACUCAGAACUGCGGAAAAUAAUGACGCAUACGAUAGUGAUCGUGAAGAUAAUCCAUAUUUCUCUGAAAGCGAUGAUUCAGAGACAGAAGAACCAUCAUCACCUCAGACAAAGCCUCCUUCAACACCAAAUUCAAAACUUGAUAAAGCUUCAGAAAAAAUGAGAGCCUCUGAUAAGGCAAAGGCUCCUUCUAAAGCAAAAGUAGCAAAAACUAAAACUGCAUCUCCUAAACCAAAAACGGUAGCAAAAGGCAAAGCAAACGCGCCAUUAAAACAAGCCCCAGUGGAUAAAGUUAGUUCUAUGCCUGCAGCGUCUACUAGUAUUCCGAUUUCAUCUAAGAUUAAACCGGAAAGACAUAGUAGUCCGAUAAUCGAAACCUCCAGUACACAGAAAUCUCAGUCUUCUGCUCCCACAAAGAAUUUGGGUUCAAAACCUAAAACGGUAAAGGCUGAGGUUCCUGUGAACGAUUCGAAACAAAGUUUCAAUAAAGUAACAGUCAAAAAGCCUGUUGGAUCUAAUCAAGUCACAUCAAUAAACCGUACUCGUUCUGCCGAAUCUGAUUCUAAAUCGACGAUCUCUGUAAAACGACCGAGAGCUUUGGAUGCAACAGAACAAUCCACUAGCGCCGCUGCAGCUAAACGCGUUAAAACCAGUGAUGCUAAAAUCAAUAAACCUCGCGAUAUCGAAUCAAGUAGUAUAACAAAUGGUUCCAUUUCAAAACGUCCAAGACAUGAUGAACCUGUGACCAGUAAUUCAGCGACUAGCGCUUCAGUUACCCAAAAUAUAAAGCGAAGUCGUCCUUCCGAUUCUAAAACAAGUGGUGUUAGUACUGAUGCUGUCAAGAAAGCUAAAACUGCUCAAAGCACUUCAACUUCCGGGACACCGAGCCGUGCAACGGUACCGAGUCCUUCUACAAAUGUUGGUAACGAUUCUCGAUUGAUUACGGAAGGUGAAAUCAGGAAACUUAUUGAAACCAAGCAGGUGAAGGUCGUUGAUGUUAUCAAGGCUUUCAAAAAGAGGAUCAAUGAGGACGGUCGCAAUAAGGAUCUUCUUCUUAAUAUCACAAAGAAAAUCGCAACAUAUAAAGGUGAAUACCUUGUUUUAAAACCACAAUGA